CCACAAAAUAUCCCCCCUAUGUUCUGUGGCUCCUGCCGGGUAAAAUUAACCAAAUAGCAGAGAAGUACUUGUCUCUGCAAAUAGCCCCUUUUAUUCUGAUCCAUAGAUAUAGACAGGUUCUGAUCCUUAUCCUGUGGAGUGCUGCUCAGCAGCUCAACUUUCGCAAACAAUGUCCGAUGAAGUGAAACUGGCCCAGGAGGCCCACGCUGGGGAAAAUACGAUUUUUGGCAAAAUCCUGCGAAAGGAAAUUCCCUGCACGUUCAUCUACGAAGACGACCAGUGUGUUGCGUUCGAUGACGUGAACCCCCAGGCUCCUGUUCACUUUCUAGUCAUCCCCAGAAAGCCGAUCGCCCAGCUUUCAAAAGCCGGCGAUUCAGACGAGGGUCUUCUUGGUCACUUACUGAUUGUUGCCAAGAAAAUCGCCGCAACUCGAAAGCUGGACAAGGGAUUUCGAAUCGUUAUUAACGAUGGCUCUGUUGGGGCCCAGUCGGUGUACCAUUUGCACGUUCAUGUCCUGUCUGGCAGGCAAAUGCAGUGGCCACCUGGUUAGGAAUAUUGGGCUUGAAUGCUUACAUGAGUUCGCUUGAAAUACAUUUUAAAUCGCCUGGA
Dendroctonus ponderosae (mountain pine beetle) is the source of this 609-nucleotide messenger RNA. RefSeq names its product adenosine 5'-monophosphoramidase HINT1 (gene HINT1). Gene Ontology annotation, cellular component: cytoplasm; nucleus. The transcript is spliced from 2 exons. Bases 170 to 550 code for a protein of 126 amino acids. Lineage: Eukaryota; Metazoa; Arthropoda; Insecta; Coleoptera; Curculionidae. The record is from RefSeq and is a predicted model, not a curated record. Gene Ontology annotation, molecular function: hydrolase activity. Gene Ontology annotation, biological process: purine ribonucleotide catabolic process.